AAAAAAAAAAAAAAAAACCUAACAUAAGGCAAACUACUUAUCACUCGCAUAUACAUUAUCUUUUGAAGAUUCAUUCAACAUACCAAAGGUUAAAAUUUGUAAACUUGGAUAUAAACCUAUUACUCAUAAAACUUUACAGAAUAAUAAUAUAUACAUAGGAGUACAUCAUUCAUUAAUUUUAGAUAGAUACACGCUCAUGAUAUAGGUUCAUGCUAUAUGGUAUAUCAUCAGAUCUUUAGUCAUUAAAAUACAUGAAUUACAGGUACGCACUUUCUUUUCUUCCUCAAACCAACUUGCUUUUCGGCUCAAGAUGGGUUUUAGGAUUAGGGAAAUAAGGAAGAAACUAGUUACUAUUUCCAGUGACAGAUACUUCCUUCAUUUAGAAGUUCGUCGUGAAGAUAAUCAGGCGGUCUCUGCUAGGAGAGGGAGAGAAACUCAUUCAUUUCUCCGUCAAGAAGAGGUUAUUGGUAGGGAUGAGGAAAGAGAGGAAAUUGUUAAGCUUUUAUUGGAACAAGGUGAAUUGGAAGAGAAUGUCUCCGUCAUUCCCAUCGUGGGCAUGGGAGGGCUUGGAAAAACCACACUUGCUCAAACUGCUUUCAAUGAGGAGACGGUCCAACAACAUUUUGAGCUAAAGAUGUGGGUGUGUGUUUCUGAUGAUUUUGACUUGAAGUUAAUUCUUCAACAAAUUAUCAAGUCUGCAACUAAUAAUAACAACUUGGGAGCUAUUGAUUCAAUGGAUCAAUUACAAAAGGAGCUUCAGAACGUACUUAAUGGAAAGAGGUAUCUCCUUGUGCUAGAUGAUGUGUGGGAGGAAAAACGUGAAGAAUGGUUAAGGCUUAAAGUCUUGUUAUUAAGUGGAUCACGUGGGAGUAGAAUUGUAGUAACAACUCAGAGUAAAAAGGUGGCCGAGAUUACAAGAUCGGUCCAGCCAUACCAAUUAGGGAUCUUAGAUAAAGAAAAAUCUUGGUCUCUGUUUGAAAAGAUGGCUUUUAAAGAAAAAGAAGAGGAGAGAGACCCCAAGAUUGUGGAUAUUGGGAGGCAGAUUGCGGAAAGGUGUGGAGGAGUUCCUCUCGCGAUAAGAGCUAUAGGAGGCAUGUUGUAUUCCAAAAGUUCAGAAUCAGAGUGAUUGUCCUUUUAUAAGGGAUUUUCAGGAAUAUCACGAGAAAAAGAAGAUGACAUUUUAUCAACGCUCAAAUUGAG
Messenger RNA from Morus notabilis, 1200 nucleotides. Its product is annotated as putative disease resistance protein RGA3. Lineage: Eukaryota; Viridiplantae; Streptophyta; Magnoliopsida; Rosales; Moraceae. Gene Ontology annotation, molecular function: ADP binding. The transcript has a single exon. The record is from RefSeq and is a predicted model, not a curated record. The coding region runs from base 311 to 1126 and encodes 271 amino acids. Gene Ontology annotation, biological process: defense response to other organism.